AUGGUUAUUAUAAAUAUUAUUAGAGCAGUUGUUUCAGCAACCUUUGGGGUUUUAGCUAUAGCUGGUAGUGGUGCUUUAUUAACUCAUAAAAAGGUCAUAGACAAAUAAUUCACAACAACUUUAUCUAGUCUUGUUGAGAGACUAUUUCUACCAUCCUUAAUUUUUACAAAUUUUCUGAAAGCAGUCACAAUUGGAUCUGUUAUAUCAUUAAUACCAAGUAUAAUAACAACAUUUUGUUGCUUAUUCUUUGGUUACUGCAUAGGAAUUUUCAGUAACAAAUAUUGGAUUAAAGAAAAAAAACUAAAAUCUAUUGUCAUUUUAUCAUCUGCAAAUCCUCACACAACAAAUAUUCAAUUACAACUUUCAUAUGGUUUAACCAAUUAUCUAGCAAUAAUGACUAAUUAACCAGAUAAAUAAAUCGAAGCAAAAUUAGUUACCAUUAUAAUUAUAUAAACUGUAAUAGUUAAUGCUUUAAGAUGGUCAAUAGGCAAAAAAAUAUUAGAAUAACAUGAAACUGAUUAAAAUUAAGGUGAAAUUGAACUUUCUGAUUUAAGAAUAGCUUUACCAGAAUAAUAAGAAUAAUAUAAAUAAAUUCAAUCAAAACAUGAAAAAUCCUUUUGGAAUGUACCCUUAGUUUCAGUUCUAGCUUCAUUAUGUUGUUUAGUAAUUUAUCCUAUUCAAGAUGAAUUGAUAAAUGAUACAUUUUUACAUAGUGCAAUCUUUCUACCUUUAUAAACAAUUUCAAAAGCAACCACUCCCUCUGUCUUAAUGAUUCUUGGAAGUAAUUUAUAUUUAAUCUAUUUUAAUAAUACAUCCAAUUAAGAAAAGAUAUCCACAAUUCUUUUAAUUGUAUCAAAUAGAUUAUUAAUUUUACCUAUUCUUGGAUUAAUUACUAUUAUGUUAUUAGAUUAAUUAUCCAUUAUGACUGAUAUUUGUCAACUAUUUAUACUUUUUAUAACAUUUUGCACACCAUCUGCAAUUAAUAUUUUAGUCAUGGCCAAAUAAUACUAACAAAAGGCUGAAGAUGUUGUUUCAUUAAUCCUUUUAUAUGGAUAUCUAUUAUGCAUUUUUACUUUACCUAUUUGGAUGACAAUUUAUUUAGCAAUUUUCCAAAAAAUUUGA
This is a messenger RNA of Paramecium sonneborni, 1122 nucleotides long. Lineage: Eukaryota; Ciliophora; Oligohymenophorea; Peniculida; Parameciidae. The record is from the annotation of a GenBank genome assembly.